Molecule: messenger RNA, 704 nt
Organism: Drosophila busckii
Lineage: Eukaryota; Metazoa; Arthropoda; Insecta; Diptera; Drosophilidae
Exons: 1
Coding region: 111-641 (176 amino acids)
Source: RefSeq, a predicted model, not a curated record
CAGUCUUACUUUUGUUACGCUUUGUAUAGUUUGAUAAACUGUUUUCCAGCACACAAAAGUAAUUUUAAAUACAUUUCACACACACCCAGACCACUGUUUAAUGAGUGAACAUGACAUUGGCGUGGAGUCGCUCGGAUCCCGCACGUGCGGCCAAGGAGAGCCAUGAGAUCUUUCCCAUAGAGCAGCCGCUUGUACGUCGCACCUUUGUGCCCUCGUAUGACAAGGAGCCGCCGGCCAUGAGUCUGCUGCUGGGCUGGGAGUACGGGCGCGUCUGGCUGCAGGAGCAUCACGAGAUGAUGACGCGCAUUCUGAGCAAAUCAAAGCCGCAGUUCAUUGAGCCGAAUUUCGACUGGUGGGUGAGCAAGCGCAACGCUACCUUGGAUCGGCGUGCGCUGUUCGUUAAGUCGGCACAGAAUGCGCACGCCAAGAAUUGCAAUAUGAGCGCCUUUGCUCAGUCAAAGGUCAAUCGCCAGCUGCGCAGCAAAUCGUUGCAGGCUGGGAGCAGCGGAGUUGCGGAGCUGGCAGCCAUUUGCAAUUGCAAGGAUUGCAAGCAACGCCGCUGCAAAGGCGGCUUCAAUAAAGGCCUGGGCAAGGCUGCUGCACAGGCUGAGAGAUUCGUAAAAUCAAUGCCUUGGUAUUGAAUUUUAUUUUAUGUAGUUUUUCACAGAGGAGGCAAUCAAUAAACUGUAUUGAAUGCAUACUAA